UGUGAAUGUAGGGGUGAUAAUAGAUUCAAGUUUGUGGGCAGGAAAGAUAGCAAAGAGUGCUAUGGAGUUAGCAGUAGAUUAUGUGAACAAUCAAUCUGAAAUACUCAAGGGCGCUGAAUUGUGUCUUCACCUGCAAGAGGCACAGACAUCACUUGAAGGCUCUUCUGCUGCUGUUGAUCUUCUGGCCAACGAGGAAGUAGUGGCAUUAAUAGAAGCACAAGCAUCCAAGACUGAGCCUCUUUUAUCAGAUCUUGGAGAGGCAGCCAAUGUUCCAAUUCUGUCACUCUCUGUCACAAGUCCUGCCCACUGCAACCAGAGAUUCCCUUAUUUUGUUCGCAUGGCACACACUGAUAGCUUUCAGAUGAAAGCCGUGGCAGCCCUGGUUAACAAUUACGGCUGGAGAAGCAUUGCAUUUCUUCACUCAGACAAUCAUUUCGAUUCAGGUUCCAUGCCCUCCUUGCGGGAUGCCCUUCGAGAUCUCGACUCUGAAAUUGCAUACACCUCAAUAAUUCCUUCAACUGCACAGAAACAAACAAUAAGGGAAGAGCUUCAUAAACUCAAGUCAAUAGAAUCAAGAGUUUAUGUUGUCCACACGCCUUUUGAUCUGGGCAUGAAUCUAAUCAUGGAGGCCCAGGAGAUGGGAAUGAUGGAGUCUGGUUAUGUGUGGAUAAUAACCCAAGGAUUUACCAGUCUUUGGGAUUAUGCACUAAGUGUUUCCACAAUGUCAUCUAUGCAAGGGCUCCUUGGGAUUAAAACACAUAUUCCAGAUUCUAAAAAGCUGAAUGAUUUCACUCAAAGGUGGGAACAACAAUUUAGACUUGACAAUCCCAACACAAAAAACAUUGAGCUGAAUGCAUAUGGUUUAUUGGCCUAUGAUACGGUGCUCAUGAUAGCUCAAGCGAUUGGAAAGAUGGAAAGAAAUUCAAGUUUAAGUUUUAUGACACCCUCAACCAGUCUUGAAAUAAUAGCAAAUACUAAAAUCAAGGUAUUCCAGCAAGGUAAGAAGUUGUUGCAGGAGAUUUUCUCAACAAAUUUUGAUGGUUUAAGCGGGCCUGUUAAGUUCCAUGAUGGGGAAAUGGUUGGGUGUGGUUAUGAGGUAGUGAAUGUGGUGGGCAAAAGCUAUCAAAUAGUUGGUUAUUGGCCAUUUAAUUCGUCAAAGUUGUUCAAAACUCCAUCUUUUAGUGACGAGGGGCUUCGAUCCAUGAUUUGGCCAGGUGGGUCUGUCACGGUUCCUCGCGGUUGGGCAAUACCAACUAGGCUGAAGAUCGCAGUUCCUAGAAAGUCUGGUUGGGAGGAAUUUGUGUGUGUUUCGUUGGAUCCAAGUAAUAAAACUAUUGUCAGUGGGUUCUCCAUUGAUGUAUUCCGUGCUGUUGUGAGUAUUGUUGAGCCCCAACUGCAGUUUGAUUUCAUCCCGUACCCUGAGAUCAGCAUUAAUGCCGAUGAUUAUUCCUAUGAAGAACUCGUCAACCAGGUGUAUCUCAAGAACUACGAUGGAGUUGUGGGCGAUGUUACAAUUACAGCAAGUCGAAGUGAAAGUGUGGAUUUCACACAACCAUACACAGAAACAGGUUUGGUGAUGGUGUCUCCCACUGUCAUAAAGGAGGAAGCUGACAAUGCUUGGACAUUCCUACAACCAUUUAAUCCAACGUUGUGGGCUACAACGAUGGUGUUUCUUAUAUAUACAGGACUAGUGGUGUGGCUCCUCGAGCAUAAAAUGAAUCCUGACUUCAGGGGAAGUCCCCUCUAUCAAGUGGUCACUAUAUUUUGGUAUCACAUUGAUCCUUGUUUUCUUGCUUCUUUCUUUUAUUUCUUCAUAUUUAUAUUUAAUUUGGAAUAUAACCUAAAUUAUUUUCAAUUCUUCUAGGUUUGCAUU
Messenger RNA from Cryptomeria japonica (Japanese cedar), 1873 nucleotides. RefSeq names its product glutamate receptor 2.7-like. Gene Ontology annotation, cellular component: plasma membrane. The transcript has 3 exons. The record is from RefSeq and is a predicted model, not a curated record. Bases 62 to 1864 code for a protein of 600 amino acids. Gene Ontology annotation, molecular function: glutamate-gated receptor activity. NCBI's taxonomy places the organism in Eukaryota, Viridiplantae, Streptophyta, Pinopsida, Cupressales, Cupressaceae.